AUGUCAACAAAUGUUAUCGAAGACAGGAAAAGGCUGAAAGAACUAAUCUCUGAGGCUUCUGAUCUCGAGAGAGAAUUAAAGAAGCAGGAACUGGAAAAAAGAAAAACAGAUAGCCCCGAAAAAUCAGCUGAAUUAGUCGAAGAGACUGAAUUUUUACGGAACAGCCUCAAGGACGUUUAUGAAGACAUUCUUUUAAGCGAUCUCAAGUUCGCCAACGAACAUAAUAUCGAAGAAAGACUUUGGAGAUACGUCUUUUAUAAUUAUAUUGAGGAAUUGAGACAAAAAUUGCGCCGGAUCGAUAAGAGUGAGAAAUCUGACGAAUAUCAAGUCAUUUACCUUGAAUUAUGCCGCUACCUAGACUUGGGAACUGGAUUUUACCAUACCAUCAUUAAUAGCUUAAAAAUUCGUGAAAAUAUAGAUUUGGAUCAAGUUGGAAUUGAAAUUUUUAAGAAUAUUGUCACCACUUCACCUCCUGCUCCACGUUCCGCUUCCAAAUUACGCAGGAAAGAGCUCACUGCUGAAUCUAUUCAACGAUGUCUCAUUCGUCUUGGUGAUUUUGCUCGAUAUCGUGAGACUCUAUUUGGGUCUGAUAUGAGACGUUGGGAAUUCUCUAAACAAUUUUACAUGAAAGCUGCAAGAGUCUACUGUGAAGAUGGAAAAGCCCAAGCUCAAUUGGCUCUUCUUUCUAUGCUUCGAGAUAAUGAUUUGGAUGUUGUCUAUUGGUAUUGUUUCAGUCUUGCAACCAAGCAGCCACCAGGCAUAUCUGCUGAUAAUUUAAAA
Racocetra persica is the source of this 780-nucleotide messenger RNA. The record is from the annotation of a GenBank genome assembly. Lineage: Eukaryota; Fungi; Glomeromycota; Glomeromycetes; Diversisporales; Gigasporaceae.